UUCAGCUCGGUCGUAUCAUGGGUACAGACAACUGAAAGGACACUAUUGAUAUACAUGACUCUCUUCGGUUCUUGCCAUACAGGGAUAAAUCUGCCGUGCUAAAAGUUUGACUACAGUCGUUUGAAUCAUUUUCGGUGCCGUGUUGGAUCUGGGUCCCUGCUCAUGUGAGUUUUCCUCCAGCUAUGGAACCCUGGCCUCUCAUGGCCUGGGGCCUAAUGCUGACCGCCAUCAUCAAAGCAGUUCAAUCGAGGGACUUCACAGAAAAAGAUAUUAUUUUUCUCCAUCCCUCAACAACUCCAUAUCCAGGAGGAUUUAAAUGUUUUACUUGUGAAGAUGCACCUGACAACUAUGAAUGCAACCGCUGGGCUGCAGAUCUCUACUGUCCACGAGAGAGCAGAUAUUGCUACACACAACAUAAGAUGAGCUGGGAUGGAAACACAGUGUCGGUGACAAAGCGUUGUGUGGCGCUGGAAGACUGUUUUGAAACAGGGUGCUCUGAGAUGGACCAUGAAGGAAACAAGGUGUGCACAUCCUGUUGUGAGGGGAACAUCUGCAACAUGCCCCUCCCCCGAAAUGAGACUGAUGCCAUCUUUGCUACCACGUCUCCUAUUAACGACAGCAUUCGACCAGCACAGAGUCCCACGCUGCUGCUCUCUGUCUGUAUCAUCAGCCUGACGCUCCACAGUAUUAACUGAGACAAUCAUCCAGAGUUGAAUAAACCUUAAAGGUAUAGUUCACCCAAAAAUGAAAAUUUGAUGUUUAUCUGCUUACC
This is a messenger RNA of Sinocyclocheilus anshuiensis, 772 nucleotides long. RefSeq names its product ly6/PLAUR domain-containing protein 6-like. The transcript is spliced from 5 exons. Lineage: Eukaryota; Metazoa; Chordata; Actinopteri; Cypriniformes; Cyprinidae. The record is from RefSeq and is a predicted model, not a curated record. Gene Ontology annotation, molecular function: acetylcholine receptor inhibitor activity. Bases 183 to 695 code for a protein of 170 amino acids. Gene Ontology annotation, biological process: positive regulation of canonical Wnt signaling pathway.